This is a messenger RNA of Hyla sarda, 3441 nucleotides long. RefSeq names its product sestrin 3 (gene SESN3). Gene Ontology annotation, molecular function: oxidoreductase activity, acting on peroxide as acceptor; L-leucine binding. The transcript is spliced from 10 exons. Lineage: Eukaryota; Metazoa; Chordata; Amphibia; Anura; Hylidae. The coding region runs from base 447 to 1802 and encodes 451 amino acids. Gene Ontology annotation, biological process: cellular response to L-leucine; cellular response to leucine starvation; negative regulation of TORC1 signaling. Gene Ontology annotation, cellular component: nucleus. The record is from RefSeq and is a predicted model, not a curated record.
GUAUUUAUUAUUUUUCUUCAGCUGUCAUUACUUCCAAUUCGUCCUUGUUUACCAAAAACUUCAUCCGCCUUGUCCCUGACGCCCCCCAGCGCCCGCUCCCCUCCUCCUCUCCGGCGCUGCGCCCCUUCUUCUAAUCACUGUUCUCUUUGUCCUGCAACUAAAAAGCUUAAAAGCUCCAGUGGGUGUGGCCAAGCCUGUUUUCGAGCUUUUCCUAUUGGCCCAGGCGCCAUUCUCUUUUCCCGUCCUCUGAUUGGCCGCUUCGAGCAGUUACCAGGGGGCUUGACGCAAAUAGCGGCUCGCUUCCCAUUGGCCUGGCGGAACGAGAGGGCGGGACACUGUCAGAAUGACAGAACCUGAGCUUGAGCAUGUACGUGGGCGUGUUUGUCGGGAUGAAGAGGGCGUGGCUACGCGUGAGGUUAUAAAGGAAUCUGGAUAAGAAAAUCAUAAUGUCCCAACCAUCAAGAGGACCAAGUGCCUAUAUACCCGAGAAAGAGUUUGGCCAAACCAAUGAUGUGGUGACACUUAUCAACCGCCUGGUGGAAGAGUACAGCACGUCCGGCCGCCUGGACAACAUCACGCGAGUCAUGAGCCUCCACCCGCAGUACCUGGAGUCCUUCCUCCGCACACAGUUUUAUAUGCUACGUAUGGACGGACCCCUGCCUUACCAUUACAGGCACUACAUCGCCAUCAUGGCAGCAGCACGGCACCAGUGUGUGUACUUGAUAAACAUGCAUGUGGACGAGUUCCUGAACACGGGAGGAUCCUCCGAAUGGCUGAACGGGUUGGAAUACGUGCCGCAGAGGCUAAAAAAUCUCAACGAAAUCAACAAGCUCCUCGCACACAGACCUUGGUUAAUAACAAAAGAUCACAUACAGAAACUGGUGAAAACAGGAGAGAACAACUGGUCGCUGGCAGAGCUGGUGCACGCCGUGGUACUGCUGGCUCACUACCACGCGUUGGCAGGUUUCGUGUUCGGCAGCGGCAUCAAUCCGGAACAAGACCACGAACCUUCCAACGGGCACCACCUAGUGGUGAAAAACAAGUUUUGCGUUUGUGAUCUUGCCAACGACAACAGUAUAGAAAACACCGGUCUGAUGAGCAACAGCACCGAGAAUAGCGACUAUGAAAGUGAGAUAGAAGCUUUGAUGGAAAAAAUGAAGAAACUUCAAGAAGAGCGAGAGGAGGAGGAAGCGUCCCAGGAGGAGAUGGCCACACGUUUUGAGAAAGAAAAGAAAGAGAGUCUUCUAGUUUUCUCUGGAGCUUUUGACGACGAGGUGGUUUCUACGUCUAAUGCCUCCCGUUAUAUAGAAGAUCCCGGGUUCGGAUAUAAAGAUUUUGCAAGGCGAGGAGAAGAACAUCUCCCCACAUUCCGAGCACACGACUACUCCUGGGAGGAUCACGGUUUCUCGCUGGUGAACAGACUUUACUCCGACAUCGGCCAUCUCCUGGACGACAAGUUUCGGAUGGUCUACAAUCUCACCUACAACACCAUGGCCACUCACGAGGAUGUGGACACCACCAUGUUGAGAAGAGCCUUGUUUAAUUAUGUUCACUGUAUGUUUGGAAUCAGGUACGAUGACUACGACUACGGGGAAGUUAAUCAGUUACUUGAGAGAAGCCUUAAGGUUUACAUAAAGACUGUGACCUGUUACCCUGAACGAGCCACCAAACGCAUGUAUGAAGGGUACUGGCGCCAGUUCAAGCACUCUGAAAAGGUCCAUGUCAAUCUGCUCCUCAUGGAGGCCCGUAUGCAGGCGGAGCUUCUCUACGCCCUACGCGCUAUAACCCGUCACCUGACCUGAGGUCUCGCAUGUAAUCAUCCAACGCGCAACGCAACUUAAACAUUCAGUUCAAUUACAGCGGCCGCCUGUCAUGUAGCAUCAAACACAUAUGCAUUUCUAGUGUCCAUGCUGGCCAAAACAUGGCCGUAAUGUGCAAUGAAUGACCUGUGUUGUUUUUUUUUGUUUUUUUUUUCCUACAGUGCUCUAUCUAUUGUUAGCAAAAUGGCACUACUAUGAUGUUUUUUUUUCUUUGUUUAUUUUUGUUUUAUACUUUUCAGCAGUAACUAAUCCACACUGCUUUUUCAGAAAGUUUUUUUUUUCCCCUUUAGACACAGGAUUCAGAGUUUUUUUGGGGAUUUUUUUCCUUUAUACAAACAUACAUUUGUAUAUGUAUAACCCAUCCUGGUUUGCCUUGUUCCAGUUAUGUGUAGUGCUUUUUUUUUGUUUUUGUUUGUUUGUUUGUUUGUUUGUUUGAUUUAUAUAAGAGACAGGGGGGAAAAAUAGAAAACCUGGAGGAAAAAAAAUUUAAAACAAAAAAAAAACCAGGAAAAUAAGCUGUACUGUCUAAUUCAUAGAGAAUAUAUAAAGCUUUUUAACCCGGUAUUUUUGCCAACAACUUGGUUAAAAAGUCGAAUCUGUGCCAUAGAAUUGUAGAACUGUAAAUACUGGUAUUACUUUAUAGCUCCGCAGCCUCCACAUCCUUGGUAGUUAGAAUUCGCAGAUUCUGCCAAAAAAAGGACUUUUUUUUACUGAAUGUGGAUAGAAGCUGCCUGCUACAAAAAAAGAGCAAAAAUAAUAAUGUGAAAAAUAUCCUUAUCCCUUAUGGAAUAUCUUGCAGCAUCCUACUGAAAUGCAAAGUUUCGCUAUAUAUAUGAUUUCUAAAUAUUGUCGAGAGUAGUCGAGGGACUCUCUCAGCCUUUUAUUGUAAAAUUUUUUAUUUUUUUGCUAUGACACAGCAGUGUGCCCAAAAUACAUACAUAAGCUAACUGAAGAGUCAGUGGUGGGCAAUGGGUGGGGGGGGGGGCUAGACCUUCCGAAAAUCACAUUACCAGACAAUUCCGUUAUAGAUUACGCAUGGACGUGAACUUAACCUUUGUGGCACUUAAACAGUGAGGUGAUCACGACAGGACUAGUGGCCUUAUGUUUGUCUAACAAGUGACUUAAAGGGGUGCUCCGCUGCUAGACAUCUCAUCCCAUAUCCAAAAGAUAGGGGAUAAGAUGUCUGAUCGCGGGGGUCCCGCUUAUGGGCCCCCCCUCAAUCUCCUGCAGCACCCAGCACUCUAAACAAAUGCCGGGAUCCUGUGUCAGUGGUCAUGACGUUAUGACCACGCCCCCUUGUGACAUCACACCAUGCCCCCUCCAUUCAUGUCUAUGGGAGGGGGCGUGUCUAGGCAAAUUAGGCCCGUCUGUCCCAGCUUUGACCCAUACAUUGCCACUUACCUAACUAAGGCAUAACUGUUAAUGGUCCCUUGCUUGACCUGUACCCAAUUAUUACUAGUUUCUGACCAUGGCGGGUCUUUUCUUUUCCUUCUACCCUUACUUUACCAUCAGCCCCUUGCUUGCCCUAGGCUUGACCGUCAAUGGUCUGUUUUCCUAGGCUUGUAAGCUAGGCCUCAUUUCUGACCCAGCAUUCUCUAGGGCAGUGGUCUCCAACCUGCGG